Paramecium pentaurelia is the source of this 463-nucleotide messenger RNA. NCBI's taxonomy places the organism in Eukaryota, Ciliophora, Oligohymenophorea, Peniculida, Parameciidae. The record is from the annotation of a GenBank genome assembly.
AUGAAUACUUAAUUAAAACAAAUAUAUUCUGCUGAAAAAGUACAAAGGUUUGAAUUAUUAUUUCUAUUUCAUGAUAAAGAAAUGAAAGGAUUCAUCAGUUCUAAGGGUAAAUUAAUAAAAUUAAUUAGAUUUACCAUUCAUAUUGAGAGCAGCAGGUUUGUUAAUAUCUGAUAAAGAGAUUAAUGAUCUAUAGGUAAAGGAAAAGAUAAGCAAAGAUGAUUUAUUUAAAUUAUUGAUAUAACUAAAAGAUAAGAGACCUGUAAAAUAGGAGAUUGAAGCUAGUGUAAAAGUAUUUGAUGAACAAAACACAGGAUUUAUUGAUACUAAAGAAUUAAUGGGAAUUGUAUAAUAGAUAGGAGAUGAAUAGGUUGAAAAAGACUUUUAGUUAAUAUUAAAUAGUGUUAAAGGGAAGGAGAAUUAGGUUUCAAUUGACUCUUUAGUUAAUCUACUCAUGAAAGAAUGA